AGGGCUCAUCUUCCUCUCUCUGUACUUCUCGAACUUCUUCAUCAAUGGCGGUUUUUCUAUUUUAGCAAGUUUUCUUCAAUCUUAUCGUAUCUAUUACCCUUCCCUCUCUGUAUCAAUCUGAAUCACUUGUUAGAGCAAAAAAAAAAUCGCAAAGGAUUUGAGUUUCAUUGCUUGCUUCACCAGGGUAAGAUUUUGGGAAGCGUAGAUAGAUUCAGAUUUAAGGAGUUGAUUUGGAAUAUCUAGUUUAGGGUUGUUUUUGAUGGAAGCAAAGGUUCCUAGACCUAGGGGAAGACCGAGGAAACGUCAGAGAUUAGAGGAUGAGAAUCGAAAAUCGAACAAUCGAGGGAAGAAACAGGUUUUGGAGGUUGAGCCUGCAGUGCCGAUAUCUUUACUUGGUUGUUAUGUGCUGAAAGAUUUUGAUGAUAAUGGAGUUUUUCUAGGGAAGAUAGUGUCUUAUGAUACUGGGUUAUAUAGAGUGAUAUAUGAGGAUGGUGAUUCUGAGGAAUUGGAGAGUGGUGAUCUUCGUCGUUUAAUUAUUGCGGAUAGUUACUUGGACGAUGAGUUACGUGUUAGAAGGAAUAAAUUAGAUAAACUUAUACUGAAGGAGGAGAAAAAGAAAAGAAAUUCCCCGGAGAACAAAGCGGUUGAGUUGCCAAAUCAAGUAAAUGGAGAGCAGGCACCAGCAGUUACGAAAUCAAAUUCUCAAGCAGAAGUUGAAGGUGGUGAUUCAUAUAGUGACUCAGAUUUGUCUGAGAGUGAAGAUAAGAGAGGUUCAGAUCUUGACACUGAGGCUCCUAUUGUUCUACCGGUGGAUUUACCUCCUUCAUCUGGGACAAUUGGUAUUCCAGAGGAGGCUGUGGCACAUCUCUUAUCUGUAUAUGGGUUCUUAAGGUCAUUUAGUUUUCAGCUAUAUAUCUGCCCAUUUGAACUCAAUGAUUUUGUGGGAGCGUUGAAUUUCCCGGGACCAAAUUCUUUGUUGGAUGCUGUUCAUGUGGCCUUGAUGCGGGCGUUGAAGGGUCAUCUUGAGAGACUUUCCUCAGAUGAGUCUGUCCUGGCUUCAAAAUGCUUGAGGUGCAUUGAUUGGAGCUUGCUUGAUGUGCUAACUUGGCCUGUUUAUUUGGUUCAGUACUUUACUGCGAUGGGGCAUGCUAGUGGGCCUCAGUGGAACAUUUUUAAUAAAUUUGUUGUGGAAAAGGAGUACUACUCCUUACCCAUUGGGAUGAAAUUGAAGAUCCUACAAAUUCUCUGUGAUGACAUAUUUGAUGUAGCAGAUCUAAGAGACGAAAUAGAUGCUCGCGAAGAAUCUGAAAUUGGAUUUGAUCCUGAUAGAGUUGCCACAGGUCUUCCUGAAAAUGUACCUAGACGGGUCCACCCCAGAUUCGCUAAAACCUCAGCUUUCAAGGAUAAAGGGGUUAUUGAUAGCUCAACAAACGAGUCUAAAGAUUUGGAUUCAAGAUGUACUGAAGGCGGUUCAAAUGAAGUUAGCUCAGAUCUAGAUGGAAACAGCGACGAAUGUAGGAUUUGUGGAAUGGAUGGAACCUUGCUUUGUUGUGAUGGAUGUCCUUUAGCAUAUCACUCAAGAUGUAUUGGUGUGGUCAAAAUGUAUAUACCAGACGGGCCAUGGUUUUGUCUAGAGUGCACUAUUAACAAAAAGGGGCCGAAGAUUGCUCAUGGAACCUCACUUAGAGGAGCUGUACAGUUUGGAAUGGAUCCACAUGGGCGACUCUUCUUGGGUACUUGCAAUCACUUACUGGUGCUUAACAUAUCUGUUAAUGGAGAUGCAGUUAUCAAGUACUACAGUGUCCAUGACAUAUCAAAAGUUGUACUAGUGCUUUUAUCUGCAUCAAACCAUACACUAGAAUAUCUAGAGAUUUGCAAAGCGAUCACCCAAUACUGGGAUCUUCCUGGAGGUAUGAUCUCCUUGAGAGAAGGGGAGACUGGUUUAGCUCAAGCAAAGGAUAGAGAGGAUGGCAAGGUUACAGAGAUGACUAAGUCAGAUAGUGAAAAUAUUUCCAGUAGAAAUCAUACCCAAACUGUGUUUGACCUCCCGCCAUCUUCUUUGGGUAAUAUCGACAAUGCUGUUACAGGAGGUUCAAGUGGAAUACAGGGGAAGAAAUUGGCUACUGGGGUUACCUACUUGGGUUUAUCGUUUAAACCCCACGCAUACAACAAUCAUUACACAAAUGGAGAAUUGGCUGUAUCUGCUGCUGCCAGUUUGGCUGUCCUAUCGUCAGAGGAAACCCAUGAACCUGACCUUCGCAAGUACAAUAGUGCCAGGAAAGCUGCAUCAAGUAACAUCUUAGUGCAGAUGAAAGCAUUUUCAUUAGUAGCCUCACGUUUCUUCUGGCCAAGUCCUGAUAAGAAGGAGAUUACCAGGGAAAGAUGUGGUUGGUGUCAUUCUUGCAAACUCACAUCUGCAAGCAGGAGAGGUUGCAUGUUAAAUGCAGCUGUAACGGGUGCCACUAAGGGUGCAAUGAAGAUCUUCAGUGGUCUUUUUCCUCUAAAGAAUGGGGAGGGAGUGCUUUCAAGUAUUGCAGCAUAUAUUCUAUACCUAGAGGAAAGCUUGCGUGGUCUGAUUGCUGGCCCAUUUCUCAGUGAAAGUCCCAGAAAACAGUGGCGUAAGCAGGUAGAGGAAGCCUCAACAUGCAAAGCCCUAAAAGCACUCCUACUUGAACUUGAGGAAAAUAUUUGCAGUAUUGCUCUGUCAAGCGAGUGGUUUAAACUGAUGGAUGACUGGUUGGUAGAACAUUCUAUUUUCCAAAGUGCUCCAGUUACUGUUGGGGUUACACAGAAACGUGGACCUGGUAGGAGGAAGCAAAGGACCCAGGCUGAAGUUACAGCUGAAGGUUCCGACGAUGAUAGCUUUACAUGGUGGCGAGGAGGGAAGUUAUCAAAAGUUAUUUUAUUGAAAGCAGUUUUGUCACAACCGGCAAUAAGGAAAGCAGCUUGGCAAGGGGGUUCUCAAAAGAUUCCUGGAUUUAAUUAUGGUGAUGCUUCUUACAUCCCUAGGAGAAGCAGACGGUCUAUUUGGAAAGCUGCUGUUGAAAGUAGCAAGAACAUAUCUCAGCUCGCUCUUCAGGUAAGAUAUCUAGAUAUGAAUUUAAGGUGGAGUGAACUUGUACGGCCAGAGCAAAAUCUCCAGGAUGUCAAAGGCCCAGAGACAGAUGUUGCCAUUUUUAGAAAUGCUCGUAUAUGUGACAAAAAGCUUAGUGAUAACAAGGUUAGCUACGGAGUUUUCUUUGGAAAUCAAAAGCAUCUGCCAUCACGCGUCAUGAAGAAUGUAAUUGAGGUCGAGAAAAUUCAAGGAAAUGAAAAGUAUUGGUUCCAAGAAGCCCGUGUCCCCCUAUAUUUGAUCAAAGAAUUUGAAGAGAGUUUGCAUAGAGUACAAAUGCCUUCUUCAACCAAGAAGCCGUCCAAUAAAUUAUCAAAGCUUCAGAGAAAGCAGCUGAAAGCUUCCCGCAUGGACAUAUUUUCAUAUAUAGCCUCAAGGAGGGACAAGAUGGAGAAAUGUUCUUGUGCAUCAUGUGAUCAUGAUGUUCUAUUGCGGGAUACAACAACGUGCAGUUCUUGCCAAGGAUUUUGUCACAAGGAGUGCACUUGGAUGUCACAACACACAAAUGGAAAAGUUGAAGUUCUGGUCACCUGCAAACGGUGUUACCUUGCAAAAAAUCGAGUUCCAGCAAAUAUCAAUCACAGACAAUCGACAACACCCCAGCUCACGAUCAACGGACGACAUCAAAAUGCAGUCACUCCAGUCAUCAAGAUUAAGCCUCCUAGUCAACAGAUCAACGGACGACCUCAAAAUGCAGUCACUCCAGUCAUCAAGAUCAAGCCUCCUAGUCAACAAUUACCAUCCCAGAAACCACGGGAGAACACUUCGGGAGUUAAAAAAAUCACUCCUGAAUCUACUGUGAAAUCCAAGAGUAAACAAAAGACACUGUCCUGUGGAGUCAUAUGGAGGAAAAAGAACGUGGAGGACACUGGUGUUGAUUUCAGGAAUCAAAACAUUCUCUUGGCUGGAAGAUCAGAUCAAUCGGGUCUGGAACCGGUUUGUGGGAUCUGCCUACAGCCGUACAAUCCUGGUUUAACGUAUAUUCACUGUACAAAAUGUGAAAAGUGGUUCCACACUGAAGCUGUUAAGCUCCAGGAUUCACAAAUUCCUGAAGUUGUUGGGUUCAAAUGUUGCAAAUGUCGACGUAUACGAUCCCCUGAUUGCCCUUACAUGGAUCCCAAACUCAUGGAACAGAAGCAGAUCAAAAGAAUAGUCUUCAAGAACCAGAAACAGAGGCAAGGAAAUUCCGGGUUGGAUUCUGAUUCUGAAAGAAUGUCUGAACAAAAAGACUCGAAACCUUCUACUCCCUUACCUGUCACUCCUUUAUAUCCUCCUGAAGACGUAUUUAUUCCAGAGGAUGAUCCUCUCCUGGUCUCAGUUUCCAAAGUCGAACAAAUAACACCCAGUAGUUUCGAUCUUGAAUGGAGCACCGCUGCUUUUGCGCCUGGAUCCCAAAAGCUACCGGUUAGAAGGCAAGUGAAACGAGAAGAUUCUAAUGCAGGCUAUCCUGAACUGCAGCCUAUUGUGAAACCCGAGGCAGAGGAGCAAGCUUUACCUGUUCUAACAGAAUGGGAUUCGUCUGGUGAGCUACUAUUCGACUACGAGGACAUGGAAUUUGAACCACAAACUUAUUUCUCGUUGACCGAGCUACUGACAGCCGAUGAUAGUGGUGGUGGUCAGUACGAGAUAAAUGGCGAUAAGAUUGUUUCAGGAAACCCUCACUUCGAACCAACAGAAGAAGAAGAGUGUGAAGAUAUGGGUCCAUGUCAGAGAUGUUCGCAAAUGGAUCCAGCGCCUGAUCUUUUGUGCACGGUUUGUGGAUUGCUAAUACAUUCUCACUGUUCUCCAUGGGAGGAAGAUCCAUCAGCGUUACCCGGAAGUAGCUGGAGCUGUGGUCAAUGCCGUGAGUGGCAGUAGCUGGACCCUCGGAUUUCAAGCCCCUUCCCAAAUUUAACUUCCACAUUCUUUGACAUAAUGAAUCUGAGCGAAAAUUGUAUCCUCCUCGUUUCGCUUAUUAUGGCAGAUGAGCUUGAAAUUUCUUCUUUUUUUGGGGGUUUGUGCUCGUCUGCUUGAUUUAUCUUCGUAUAUAGAGUGGAUAAGUGUUUUCUUAAUAUUAUUGGUUUCGGUUCUGUGUCUUCGAUAUGCUUCAUUAUUUAUGAAUUUCUUUCUCCGUAGUAAAAAGAUCAAUUCCAC
Messenger RNA from Arabidopsis arenosa, 5245 nucleotides. Lineage: Eukaryota; Viridiplantae; Streptophyta; Magnoliopsida; Brassicales; Brassicaceae. The record is from the annotation of a GenBank genome assembly.